AUGAACGUCGAAAACAUAUUCCCGAACAAUGACGUAAACGUGGAGGAAAUAGAAAAUCUCACGAACAGCGAAAUCAGAACGAGGAUCAGCUUGAUCGAGACGGAAAUAAAAAUAUUAAAAAAUGAGCACACGAGGCUGAAAAAUGAAUACAAGAAUCUGCAGGAGAAAAUAAAGGACAACGUGGAAAAGAUACAUCUAAAUAAGAUGCUCCCAUAUUUAGUUGCGAAUGUCGUAGAAUCGCUAGAUCUGGAGGACGACGAAGAAUCAAAUGAACCAAAAGAUGAAUACGAUCUGUACGUGAAUAAUUCAAAAGGAAACAACGAUGAAGGUUUUCGAGACAUAGAUGAUGAAAAGAGAGGAAAGUGUAUGGUUAUAAAAACGUCAACCAGACAAACAAUAUUUUUACCUGUCCCUGGUUUGAUAGAAGCAUCCGAAUUGAAACCAGGAGAUCUCGUGGGAGUAAACAAAGACAGUUACCUCAUCAUAGAUAAGUUACCCCCUGAGUAUGAUAAUCGCGUAAAAGCUAUGGAAGUUAUUGAAAAGCCUUCGGAAGAUUAUUCAGACAUUGGAGGUUUAGAUAAGCAGAUUGAAGAUCUGGUCGAAGCAAUUGUAUUACCUAUGUUACAUAAGGAGAAAUUUGAGAAAAUCGGGAUCAAACCUCCCAAAGGAGUUCUAAUGCAUGGUCCACCAGGUACAGGUAAAACACUACUAGCUAGAGCUUGUGCUUCACAAACCAAUGCAACUUUUUUAAAACUAGCCGGUCCACAGCUUGUGCAAAUGUUUAUUGGUGAUGGGGCAAAAAUGGUGAGAGAUGCAUUCAAUUUAGCCAAGGAGAAGGCACCAGCCAUUAUUUUUAUAGACGAGUUAGAUGCAAUAGGAACUAAAAGAUUCGAUAGCGAACUGUCUGGGGAUAGGGAAGUACAAAGAACCAUGUUAGAAUUACUAAAUCAGCUUGACGGGUUCAGUACUGAUGACACUGUUAAAGUUAUCGCUGCAACGAAUAGACCAGAUACACUGGAUCCAGCUCUACUUCGAUCGGGUAGAUUGGAUAGAAAAAUUGAACUACCUCAUCCUAAUGAAGAAUCGAGAGCCAGAAUUCUGCAAAUUCAUUCUCGAAAAAUGAACGUUCACAAGGAUGUGAAUUUUGAGGAAUUGGCUCGAUCCACUGAUGAUUUUAAUGGGGCCCAGCUCAAGGCUGUUUGCGUGGAGGCCGGGAUGAUUGCCCUUAGACGUGGCGCCACCGAAAUCGACCACGAGGACUUCGUCGAGGGGAUCACCUCCGUCCUGUCCAAGAAGAAAAGCACACUCAAUUAUUUUACCUAG
This is a messenger RNA of Plasmodium knowlesi strain H, 1323 nucleotides long. Its product is annotated as 26S protease subunit regulatory subunit 6a. Gene Ontology annotation, molecular function: ATP hydrolysis activity; ATP binding; proteasome-activating activity. The record is from RefSeq and is a predicted model, not a curated record. Gene Ontology annotation, cellular component: proteasome regulatory particle, base subcomplex. Lineage: Eukaryota; Apicomplexa; Aconoidasida; Haemosporida; Plasmodiidae. The transcript has a single exon. Bases 1 to 1323 code for a protein of 440 amino acids. Gene Ontology annotation, biological process: proteasome-mediated ubiquitin-dependent protein catabolic process.